Astyanax mexicanus (Mexican tetra) is the source of this 5303-nucleotide messenger RNA. It is a transcript of the gene bnip3, whose product is annotated as BCL2 interacting protein 3. The record is from RefSeq and is a predicted model, not a curated record. The coding region runs from base 224 to 820 and encodes 198 amino acids. The transcript has 6 exons. Gene Ontology annotation, biological process: mitochondrial outer membrane permeabilization; positive regulation of apoptotic process. NCBI's taxonomy places the organism in Eukaryota, Metazoa, Chordata, Actinopteri, Characiformes, Acestrorhamphidae. Gene Ontology annotation, cellular component: mitochondrial outer membrane; mitochondrial envelope; nucleus.
CUGUGAUUCAUCAGUGUGUUGUUCAUGGAUCUGCGAGUCCGGCUGAACACAUGAGCAGGGACCCAGAGCACAAACCUGCCCGGAGAAACGCGCUUAUACCCGGGAUACAGCGGCCCUGCGCCCCGUGGAGACUCCCAGCUCCUCCAGAACCUCCAGCCCCCGACUGCAGAGAUUCUACACCCUGUUAACCUGCUUUCACUCAGGUCCUCCUCCCGCUGCUGCCAUGUCCACAGAGAAACCUAACAUCCCCGAGGAGAACCUGCAAGGAUCCUGGGUGGAGCUGCACUUCAAUAACGGAGCAGGUGGAGCUCCUAAAGCAGCGGUGGAGGAUCAGGCCGCCGGCGCCGCCCCCAGCGGAGGAGAUAUGGAGAAGAUGCUGCUGGAUGCUCAGCAUGAGUCUGGGAGGAGCAGCUCCAGAGGAAGUCUGCCCUGUGAUAGUCCUCCAAGAUCCCAGACUCCUUUGCACUUGUGCAGAGGCUCAGAUGUUCACAGCUCAGGAGAAAAGAACAGCUCACAGUCUGAUGAGGACUACCAGGAGAGGAGGAGAGAGGUAGACAUCCUGAUGAAGAAAAAUGCAGACUGGAUAUGGGACUGGUCCAGCCGACUGGAAAACAUACCACCCAAAGAGUUCUUACUGAAGCAGCCCAAACGCUCCAGCACCCUGAGCAUCAGGAACACCAGCGUCAUGAAGAAGGGGGGAAUCUUCUCCGCCGAGUUCCUCAAAGUCUUCCUGCCGUCUCUCGUCAUCUCCCACAUCCUCGCUGUGGGGCUGGGAGUGUACAUCGGACGGCGUAUCCCGACGUCUCACGGCACGCUCUGAAAAACGGGAGACGCACGUUCACGUAUAUAUAUUUAUGCACCUUCACCAUCUCUGCUGCUUCGUCUUCAGUCCGUGUUUCAGUAGAUACAGAUAGGUCGGGAUCACGUGACCCGCGUGCCGCCCUGCCGAUGUUCCCCCUCACGUUUCCUCUGGAUCUAUCCCAUAAUUCCUCCUGGAGCCGCUGCUGAAGCUCAGACUGCUGCAUUAUUAUAUGAGGGUUGCCAGAUUGGGGUUUUUUGGGCGGCGGCUGAGUAGCGUUGAUCUGCUCCACUUUCAUCCUCCCGUCCUUUUAUCCUUUAUUGUGCAGAAAUAUAAAUAUAGACUUUAUUUAAAAAAAAAAGGAACAUGGAUAAUGUGACCAGACCACAGACGUGAGAAUCUGAGGCGUGAGACAGAGAGACGGAGUAAAUAAGGAGUAGAGUAGAAACUUAGACUAAGACUCUAUAGGAGGAUAUUUAACAGAGCUGGAUGGAUCAGUAAGAAAAACUAAAAGUGAGAAUGAUCUGAAGUGAGUGUUUAUUACUUCACAUGAGCUUUAAGGAAUAUUCCAGUGUUUUUUUGGUGUAAACACCUAUCUAUAAGUCCUUAUUAGAGUUUGUUAAGGCAAUAAUUCAGUUUAAAAUGUGGAACUCAUAUAUUAUGCUAUAAUAUAAAUAUAUUACACACAGAGUGAUCUGUUUUAAGUGUAAUUGUAGUUCUUUUACUAACUACACUUAAAAAAGGCCAAAUAAUUAUCAUUAAUAAGUGAAAAUAAGCUACAGAUGUAUAAAUUAGGUUGAAAAAUGCUGGAAUAUUCCUGUUAAAAAGCUCUAUUCUCUUCAAAAUAGUGUUCAGUGUUUCAGGUUACAACUCUUCAACACUUUCUGUCUGAAAGCGUUUAGAGCGUUCAUGGUCUUCGUCUCUUCGAGGAUGUGAUGAUCUGACUGAUGGUCAGUUUUUAACCGUCCACACAGAAAUAAACUGUAUACGCACAUUAAACAGCUGGUUAUAGAUCAGCACUCAUACUUGAGAGUAGAGGUGGGUUGUCCAUGUACAGAAGGUAAAAAAAUUAUAAAAAUAAAUCCCAGGAUUUUGUCAACAGACUACAAACUGGAUAGCUAGUAGCAAGUCUCUUGGUCACUUGGCGGCCAUGUUUGUAAAGCCUAUAGGCAGUUAUCUCCAGUUAUAUGAGACCAGCCUCCCAUCUCUAUGAACAAGGAGAUACAAAUUAUCGUUUCAACAACAUAUUUUAAAUCAAUGAAAAAAAGAUUGUAUCGUUUGUCUCAAUAAUGCAAAAAAACAUAAAAAAACAUGAUUUAUUUAGCUUGUUAUGGCUGCUGCGAUUGCGCAGAUCUCCAUAAUGAAAGGGCCUUUCCCAAUAGAACGUUGACCGUCCUUCGCUUUUGGCAAAACCAGCAAUUUGAUUGGCUCUUUUUGUUAGAAGGGCAGGAAGGACUUCAUCUGUAAACAGACGCCAUGUUGAGCAUUAAAAGAACUCUUAUUAAUGAUAAGCAAGUCAGUUCACUUGGCGGCGAUCUUUGUAAUGUAAUUUAAUUUAAUGUAAAUUAUCUCCAGUCAGAAGGUCUAAUUAUCGUUUCAUCAUCAUAUUUUAAAUCAAUGAUAGAAAUUAAUGAAAAUGAGUUUGUAUCGUUUGUCUCAAUAAUGCAUAAAAACUCCCCAAAAACAUGAUUUAUUUGGCUUGUUAUGGCUGCUUCGAUUGCGCAGAUCUCCAUAGCGAAGGGGGCUUUUUUUUACUAGAACGUUGAUCGUCCUUCGUUUUAAGCACAACCAGCAAUUUGAUUGGCUCUUUAAGUUAAAGGGCAGGACUUCAUCUGUAAACAGAUGCCAUGUUGAGCAUUACAAGAACUCUCAUUAAUGAUGUCUCGUAUUAUAGGCCAGUAAGUUCUCAAAAACUCCCCAAAAACAUGAUUUAUUUGGCUUGUUAUGGCUGCUGCAAUUAUGCAGAUCUCCACAUUCCCCUCAUUAAUGACACCUCUGCUUAUAGGCAAGUCCGUUCACUUGGCAUGGCAGCCAUCUUUGCAACGUCACUCGACACUUAUAUAACUUCUAGUUAUAAAAGACCACACUUUCAUCACUUAAAACAGGGAGGGACUUAAAUAAUACUGGAAACUGAAGUUUAGAUGACAUUGUUUGGCUCAAAAAUGCACAAAAACCUGAUUUUUCAGCUUGUUUUUGCUACUGCGCUUACGCAGAUCUCCAAAUCUCCUUGUUAAUAACAUUAAUAACUUUACAUUAAACCAUCCAGGUAGAACAAAAUCUUGGGAUUAUUUUUUAUUAUAUUUUGUACUUCUAGACCUGGAUAACACUCCUUCAACCACAUUUCAGUUCCUGAAAUGGAUUCAGCAGAUAUCGAACGAGGUUAACAGACAGUUUUAAGUGAGAUCGAUUAAGCUGUAUUAGAAACAUGAUUAUCAUUAUUAUGAUAGUAUAUAGAUCAUAUCAGAAUCAAUAGGUUAUUCUGGUUAUUCAAACUUGUAUUCCAGUAGACUAGUAGAUUUAGAUUUAGACUUUAGAUUUUAGCUUUACAAAAAAACUGAAAAUGUAACACUAUCUCCACCAAAUGCUUUAGACAUGUGAUUGUGAAACUGCAAGUCUACAGGACAGACUGUUUUUGUUGUGACUUUUUUCUCAGGUAAGCAAAUCGUAAGAUGUUAAGGUGUAUCGUUACCUGACACACACUCUACUAGUGCAUCUCAAAAAAUAUAAAGAAUAUCUUUGAAACGUUACUGUAUUUCAGUAAUUCAGUUUAAAAUGUGAUAUAUUAUAAAACUCCUAUAAUAUAUUAUAUAGCUGUUAUGCACACAGAGUGAUCUAUUUUUAGUGUUUAUUUUUUCUUUUUUAUUGUUGAUGAUUAUGAAGCUUACAGCCAAUGAAAACCCCAAAAAUCAGAGCUCAGAAAAUUUAUAAGACCAAUUGGUACUUUUGUCAGUGUGUUCUGCUGGAAAAUGAAAUCUGCAUCUCCAUAAAAGUUUUUUUCAGCAGAGGGAAGCUGUAAGAUAUGAAGUGCUGUAAGAUUUUGUGGGAAAACAAAACUGCACUGACUUUAGACUUGAUAAUAAAACACAGUGGAUCAACACCAGCAGAUGACAGACAUGUCUCUCCAAACAAACCAUCACUGAUUGGUGGAAACUUCACACAAGACCUCGAGCAGUUCGGACUGUGUGUCUCUUCACUCUUCCUCCAGACUCUGCUACCUUGAUUUCCUUCAAAUGAAAUAUAAAAUUUACUGAUGCUAAAAGAUGCAUUUCAUUUUCCAGCAGGACUUGGCACACUGCCAAAAGUACCAACAAGUACCAAUUGGUCUUAUAUGAUAUUCUAAUUUUAUGAGACACUGAUUUUUGGGUUUUCAUUGGCUGUAAACCAUAAUCAUCAACAAUAAAAUAAAAAAUAAACAUUUGAAAUAGAUAACUCUGUGUUUAAUAUAUAUAUAUAUAUAUACAUAUAUAUAUAUAUAUAUAUAUAUAUAUAUAUAUAUAUAUAUAUAUAUAUAUAUAUAUAUAUAUAUAAUAUGAGUUUCUCAUUUUAAACUGAACUAAUGUAUAAUAAAGUAACUUUUUUAAUGAUAUUCUAAUUUUUUGAGAUGCACUAGUACUGUAUAUAUAUAUAUAUAUAUAUAUAUAUAUAUAUAUAUAUAUAUAUAUAUAUGUAUAUAUAUACAGGGUAGGACUGCACAGGUACCAAAAACGCUUGUUCUCAGUGAAAGGACUGCAACAGUGUUCAAUAAUGCAAAAUAAUGCAAAAUGUAACCCAUGUUGUGAAAAAAAAAUAUUUUUUUUUCUGUUAAAAGAAAAAGAAAAAACAAGAAACUAAACCCUAAUUGUCUUUGCACAAAAGCUGCACUAAAGCAGCCUUACUUUUUUUUUUUUUUUCUCAAUGGAAAGAAUUUAAAAGGGAUUUUCACUUUAUUUUUUUAGAGGAUUUUUGCUUAAUUACAUGCUAUCAAGUGUGUUAAACCUCACUCACAAGAUAACACCUCACAACUUACACAGGUGUUGUGUAUAUAUAAGAGCCCCUGGCCCCAUCAUCACUGCUCUAAAGUACUGAUUUUAUUAAACCCAUGCUAUUGAGUCCCUUUUAAUGAGAAAAUGAGUAAAGUUCCCCUUUACAAGUUUGCCUUAUAUUAAACUGAAUUAAAGAUCUCGUGAUCUUUUCUGGAUCUUCUCUGGAAUCUUCUGAAGCUCAAAAACUUCAUCUUUAAACUAAAUGCAGUUGUUAGAUUGCCUUUAGCUGCUGCUGUGAUGAUGAUGAUGAUGAUGAUGAUGAUGAUGAUGAUGACUGUUCACUGGAAUAAGGCAAGGAGAUAAAAAGGGAAUCCCUGUGUGAUUAUUAAUUUUAUAAUUAUUAUUAUUUUUUGUGCAUGUUUUUUUUUAGUGUGUAGAAAAUGUUCAGUGUUUAUGUGGCAGUUCUGGUUUUGUAUUAAAAGUGGGAAUCAAAUAAAUAAAUGAAUAAAUAAAUACAUAAAUAAAUAAAAUAAAUACACAAA